ACUGAGCUGUUUUUGGAGACAGUUUUUUAUAAUGAACUGACUGAAUUUAAUGUGCUGUGGACCUUUUGAUAUCUCAAAGCAUGAAGGCUGCAAGAAAAUGUGUAUCCCUCCUUUUGUGUCACAUGAUUGUUGUUAAAAGAUGUUAAUAUUUAUAUACUCAAGAUAUACUUCAAAACGUUGGUGUGACAGGUUUUCAGAUUUUUCACUUUUAGUGUAUUUGUAUCGAUCUGUUUGGGUGAUUCAUCUCGAGUUCUCUUACUAGUUUUUCAUUACAGUUUACAAUAAAAGAGGCAUUGUACCACACAAUGCUGACAUCAGAUGAGUUAUACAAUUGUGACUACAAUGUUUGACACUGCUAAAAGUUACAACAAAUGUGCUACUAACAGUGUGAUGCAGUCUUGUUAGCCUUGCCGGUGUAUAAAUGCAAUGAAGAAGGAGAAAAAUAAGCAAACCCUGCUCUGGAAUUUGGGUGUCAGUUUCUGAGAGUGGCCCCAAAACGGGGGGAGGAUGGUGGGAAUAUGUCCCAACCAACUGGAGCAAAGAAAAUCCUCACAAUGGCUGAAUAGGAGUUGUGCCUUGCAGUGGCAGAAAACACACAGCAGAGUGGGAUAAAACGUGGGAGCCUGAUUUUGACUUCAAGAAGCUGAGGUAAAGUUAAACGUUGUGUUCAUUUUGAUGAGCACACAAAAUUAAAAUUGCACACAUUUUCCACAUCUUUUCUGCCAAAUAAAGGAAUCAGUGUAACACAAACCAUCCUCUAGGGUGAGUAGUAGUGUUGUGGUUCAUUUUGAAGAACUGUUGGACUUUAAGUUGUGAUAAACUUAGUUUAUUCUUAAUUUAAUGUUGUGGUUCUCAGUUGUUUAAAUGGAUGCUUGAAAAGUGAAUUACAGAGAUGACAAUUGUCUAUGGAGUUUUGAUGUUUUGAAGUUAAAUUUCAAUGCUGACUUUUAUUCAUCUCAUUUAUGUUUUGACUAAUCAGCAUUUGAAUGGUUGUAGUAGUUUUGCCAAUGACAACCAGCAAUUGCCUUAGAGGGAGGAAUAUUGGAGAAGGAACCGCUGUGAUUGUUUUAGAUCCCAAUUUCAGUUGAACAGUGGAAAAACAAUUGAUUUAUUCAGGUUGGUUUGAGGAGGAGGAUCAGCUGACACUGUUUUACUGACAUGCAGAUUUUUUAUCUUGUCAGGGUUUCCCUAAAAGUCUAAACAGAAUGAGGAUAUUGAGAAGAGCCUCUGCACUCAUCCUGAGAAGAGGAGUUGCAUCUUAUCAGGGCACACUGUGCAAAAAUGGCGUUGGCAGAAACCAAACCCGUGGUUGCGCUUGAGAGCACUAUUAUCACACAUGGCAUGCCCUAUCCACACAACCUGAGAACAGCAAAAGAGGUGGAGGCCAUUGUGCGAGCUGAAGGAGCCACUCCAGCCACAGUCGGUGUGAUCGAGGGUGAAGUCCGUGUUGGACUGUCAUCAGAGGAGCUUGACUACCUCGCCCAGUGCAGGAGCUCCCUGAAGGUGUCACGACGGGACCUGCCAUAUGUCAUAAGCAAAGGUGUCUCUGGAGGAACAACAGUGUCAGCGACUAUGAUAGCAGCACACAGAGCUGGGAUCCCUGUGUUUGUCACUGGAGGCAUUGGAGGAGUUCACAGAGACGGAGAGAACAGUCUGGACAUCAGUGCAGAUCUGACAGAGCUCGGCAGGACUCCCAUCGCUGUGGUCUCUGCUGGGGUCAAGUCUAUUCUGGAUAUCGGUCGCACCCUGGAGUUCCUUGAGACACAAGGUGUCUGUGUGGCCACUUAUGGAGCAUCAAAGAAUUUUCCAGCCUUCUUCUCUCCACAAAGUGGAUUCACUUCUGCGUACCAUGUCUGCAGCCCAGAGGAGGCUGCAAAACUCAUAGCAAGCACUUUGUCACUGGGUCUCCAAAGCGGUGUCCUGUUAGCGGUGCCCAUCCCAGAGCAGCAUGCAGCAGCAGGUCAGCAGAUAGAGGAGGCCAUACAGGCUGCAGUCACAGAGGCCAGGUGUGAAUGUGAACCUGUCCAGGGUGUCCCCCGCCUUCACCCCAAGUCAGCUGGGAUAGACUCCAGCCCUCCCAUGACCCUACUGAGGAUUAAAUGUGCUAAAGGUGUCACUGGAAGAGAUGUGACACCAUUCAUUCUUCAAAAGGUCAAUGAACUGACUGAAGGAAAGUCCCUUCAGGCCAAUAUUGCUCUCAUUCAUAAUAAUGCCAAAAUUGGUAGUCAGAUAGCCUGUGCACUGUCAAAACAAGUGAAUGAGAGAACACUGAAAAACGAAACUCAUCCUCCUGGAAAGCUCUCAUCGAACACAGAAUCAGAUGUUGUUGUCGUAGGGGGAAUAAAUGUUGAUUUUAUUGCCAAGGGAAAAACUGAAACGCUUCUUUUUGGUCAGACUAACCCAGGAAGCGUCUGUCAGUCUUUUGGGGGUGUAGGAAGGAACAUCGCUGAUUCUCUGAGUAGAUUAGGACACAAACCGCUGUUCAUCUCAGCUACUGGAACGGAUUCAAACAGUGAUGCAGUGUUGAACUACUGUAAACAUAUGAACACAUGUGGUGUGGCCAGGAUAGAAGGACAGAGCACAGCAACCUACUGCGCUGUCAUCACUGAGAGUGGAGAACUGAGUCUUGGUUUGGGGGACAUGGACAUUCAUCAGCAAAUCACAGAGCAGUAUGUGUCACUCUUUGAGGAGCAGCUUUCAUCAGCCACUCUUGUGUGUCUCGAUGGAAACAUCCCAGUCUCCACCAUCGACUAUGUUUGUUCUCUUGCCAAAAAGCACAAUAUAAAUGUUUGGUAUGAACCAACGGAUUCAGAAAAGGCUUGUAAGCCUUUCCUUUCAGAUGCUUGGAAGUCUUUGUCCUAUUCAUCCCCAAACCUGGCAGAAUUGUGCACCAUGAAUGCAACACUGGGUAUCACAACACCUGAAGUGCUGCCAAGUACUCUCGAUGAGAUGCUGGGUGUCACUGUGGUUCUCUCACGCCCCCUUCUGGACCAUCUUCACUGUCUAGUGGUCACGCUUGGUGCUCAUGGUGUGUUGCUAUGUGGAGAACUUGAUGCAGGAACAGUCAACCUACAGCCAAGAAAACAGAGGAGGAGGAGGCAGCUUUGUGCUCUAUACUACCCAGCACUGACUGUGACCCCAGAGGAGACGAUGAAUGUGUCAGGAGCCGGAGAUAGUCUUGCAGGUGCCUUAAUAGCAGGUAUUCUCCAGGGAAAAGACACAGACAGCUGUGUUCGAAUGGGGCUUCUGGCUGCAAAGAUGUCCCUGGCAUCCCCACACCCCAUCGCCCCCGUGCUUACCUUAGACUCCGUGGAUCCCAACAAUGUUCAAGCGCAGGACUGGCCCAAACCAAAAUUUGUGUGGAUGGAUUAAAAUUAAAAUGUUUCUUGUUAGAUUUCUCAGACUUUUAUCAUUGUCAAUCUUAAGAUCUGUGAUUAAAUACAUGUAGAAUCAGUAUGUGAUAUUAUGACUAUAUAAAAGGAUGUCAGAAGAUGGCAUGUUUUACAAAAUGGUUACAUUCUAGUUAGUUUCAUACUGAUUGUUCUAUUAUGACUGAAAUUUUGCCAAAAUACAUAAAGCAACUUUGUCCUAACCUUUACUGAACCUCACGACUCCUAUAAAUAAACUCUGUAAGAUUUAAAUUCAAAGACCAUUUGGGGUUUUGAAUUAUUAUGGUUAAGAACAGGGCAUAUUAGAAAAAACUAAAGAAAAUAAAGACAGCAGGAAGGAAUGAAAAAGAAAAAGAAAGCCUUCUAAGAGGGAAUCCAGGGAAUCCUUGAAUUUGUUGGGCUGUCAGAUAUGUUUUUGUUGGCUCAUAACUUUACUUCUAAUUUUGUCCGGUUAUUCCUCAUUAUUAUUAAUACUGCAGGAUCUUAGCCUUGAUAUUUAUUGUAUAAUUUUUGUGGGGUAUCUUAAUUUUAAAAUUACCCAAUUGACUUUGCAUCAUAAAAAACACUGUAGAAUCUUAACCUCUGUAUUUAAACUUGUUCGGCUAAUUUGUGACACUGAUAUUAUUAUUAUUAUUAUUAUUAUUAUUAUUAUUAUUAUUAUUAUUAUUAUUAUUAUUAUUAUUAUUAUUAUUAUUAUUAUUAUUAUUAUGUUUAUUAUUAUUAUUAUUAUGUUUAUUGUUUUUAUAAAACUGUUGUGUAAAUAACAGUGAUUUGACUUGACUUGAUAUUUGCAAAAGGUACAAACUGACUCCUGCACUGUCUAACUUGCAAUGAAAAAUGUAUUAUUGCCACGUUUCGGUAGGAGACCUUCAUCAGACAAAAACAAGAUUGCAUUGGAAGACAUAAAGUAUCCAUACCAAAAUGCAAAAAAUUACAAAUGGAAAUCUUACUCUUGAAUUUUUUUUUUGGAUGGUACAAAAAGUACUGAUGUACUGUCAAUAAAAUGUUGUUGCUUGUG
Messenger RNA from Amphiprion ocellaris (clown anemonefish), 4407 nucleotides. RefSeq lists its product as uncharacterized. The record is from RefSeq and is a predicted model, not a curated record. Gene Ontology annotation, molecular function: pseudouridylate synthase activity; kinase activity. The coding region runs from base 1282 to 3372 and encodes 696 amino acids. The transcript is spliced from 19 exons. Lineage: Eukaryota; Metazoa; Chordata; Actinopteri; Pomacentridae.